AGGAGCCAGAACAAUGGUCUCGGCGGCAGAGCGGCCCGAUGAUCAACCCGUCGUUCGAGCCAGACGACUUCCUACCACAAAGCCUGUCACCGGUGAAGGAUGAGAAGAAGAGGCCUGGAGACAAGAGCAUCUUCCUCGUCAACAUGAAUGAGAAGACCAUCCCCGAGGUUGAGGAGUAUGAGCCCUAUGACAACAGAGUCGUGGACCAUCCUACAACGAACUUGGAAACCUUUCUUCACCUGAUGAAGGGCAGUUUGGGUACGGGCAUCCUGGCCAUGCCAAAAGCCUUUUCCAACGCUGGUUACGUAGUCGGCUCCGUUGGAACCGUGGUCAUCGGUGUCCUAUGCACGUACUGUAUACAUAUCCUGAUCGACUCAUGCUAUGUGCUCUGCAAAAGAAGAAAAGUGCCAUCUCUGUCGUACACUGCGGCCGCUGAAGCAGCGCUUCUGGAAGGACCUGAUUGGUGCAAGGCCUGCGCGCCUUAUGCAGCGCACGUCGUGAACGCUUUUCUACUGGUGUACCAAAUAGGAACAUGCUGUGUAUACGUAGUGUUCGUGUCGGAGAACAUCUACUUCGUACUCACAAAGCACUUUGGUAUAGAAAUAACAGUAACACAAGUAAUGUUGUGCGUACUACUGCCGCUGGUACUAAUCAACUGGGUGAGAGACCUGAAGUAUCUGGCUCCCUUCUCCGCCAUCGCAAACGCGGUAACCAUCGUGAGCUUCGGCAUCAUCCUGUACUACAUCUUCAGAGAGACUCCCACCCUGGAAGGCAAGGUCCCAGCAGGAAAACUGGCCAACUUCCCGUUGUUCUUCGGAACUGUGCUGUUUGCUCUCGAAGCUAUUGGCGUGAUUCUGCCCUUAGAAAACGAGAUGAAGACACCAAGAGACUUCGUCGGCAAGUUCGGAGUGCUGAACUGUUCUAUGAUCAGCAUCAUCAUCCUAUACGUGGGCAUGGGCUUGUUCGGCUACCUGCAAUACGGUGACCAGUCUGAAGGCAGUAUCACCCUCAACUUGCCCUCUGAUAAAGAAAUUCUCGCCAACGUAGUCCAGUGUCUGCUUGCCUUCGCAAUCUUCAUCACCCACGGCCUCGCCUGCUAUGUCGCGAUAGACAUCUUGUGGAACGAGUACAUCGGCAUACGUCUGCUGAAUAGCAAACACAGACUUCUUUGGGAGUACUUCAUCAGGACUACCAUCGUGCUUAUGACUUUUGGUAUCGCAGCGGCUGUGCCGGCUCUGGAGCUAUUCAUCUCACUGUUCGGAGCUCUGUGUUUAUCAGCCCUUGGUUUGGCCUUCCCCGCCUUGAUCCAAAGCUGCACGUACUGGUACUACGUGUCCCGUUCUGAGCGGAUCCGUAUGAUUGUCAAAAACGCCAUCGUCGUGCUUUUCGGAGCUCUGGGACUUGUCGUCGGUACUUGGACUUCACUUGAGCGCAUCAUCGCUACUUUCGGCACCGGCGGCAUUGAGGCCGGCUCCAACCACACCGUAGCCAGUAACACAACGCUCGCGCCCUGA
This is a messenger RNA of Spodoptera littoralis (African cotton leafworm), 1514 nucleotides long. NCBI's taxonomy places the organism in Eukaryota, Metazoa, Arthropoda, Insecta, Lepidoptera, Noctuidae. The record is from the annotation of a GenBank genome assembly.